AUGGCUACCCAAAUGUCUGCCUUGAUGGACCUCGUGUGCCAGGCUCAACCAAGUUUUCAAACCUACCAGGCUCUCCUCGUUAUUGGUCUCCAAAAUGAUUUCAUCCAGCCCGACGGACGUCUCCCCGUGGACAUUACGACAGGAUUUCUAGAUCGUAUACAAACCCUGAUUCCAAGAUUUCGUAGGCUCAAUGGCAAGGUGAUUUGGGUAAAAACUGUGUAUGAAGCAGAUCGGAUCGCCAACGACGCAAACAUAGGAGAGGGAGAUCCAGUCACGGUGGGAAAUUUGGUGGAAGACGAAGCUAGUAUCGAAGGUGUUGAGCAGUCCAGGGGAGCAAAACACAAACAACGCGCGCUCGAUCUCUUGAAGCGCGUCGGGGCGCGCAAGAAGACGGCCCCAGCUCCAAGGACUGUGGUGGAAGAAGACGAAGAAAGCUUUUUGCUCAAAAGUGCGACCAGGGCACCCGCUUGUAUGCCGGGGACACCUGGCGCAGAGUUCGCUGGCGUCACCAACUCGCUGAAAGAACCGUUGGAUUCAAUCAUUAAGACAAGCAACUACUCAGCCUUCCAAGGCACGUCUCUUCUCGUGACUUUGCGCGCAAGGUUAGUCACAGAGCUCUACAUAUGCGGAUGUAUCACGAACGUGUCCGUGCUUGCCACCGUCAUCGAUGGGGCACGACACGGCAUCAAAAUCAAUAUUGUCGAGGACUGUCUUGGAUGGAGAAAGUUUGCAAGGCACGAGCUAGCUUUGAAGCGUAUGACAGAUUUUUUUGAUGCGUGGAUAAUCAAGAGUGAAGACAUACUGGCACGAGAAGAAACAGUCGAAGGGAAUGGGAAUACAGAAAAAGAACUCGAGGCCUUGGUUAAUAAGUUGUCGCUGAAUGACCAGUCGCAAGUAGUAGCUGAGAAAGCUGCCCCGGAUGAAGAACCUAGCGAUGAACAAUUUGCUGACGCGUUGAUGCGAGGUGCGAAGAGUACAAGAGCGGAUCGAGAAGGGGAAAAAGAGGAGAAGAGGGGUGAGACGACGAUGGUCAAGACAAAGAUUCGCAUGAGAUCCAAGGCGAAAAGAAAAGCAAAGAAGGCAGCUGGGGAAUCAAAGAAUGAGGUUGCUGUCCCCGCGAAGAUCCAACCCACAGACGAACAAGGAUCGAAUAGCAGUGCGCCCGCCGAGACAACGCAACCAAUCACAUCGAUUGCAAUUACUGAGAGUGCUCCAACAUUACAAGGACCAGAGGAAUCUAGUUUGCAGCCUCCUGUGCUAAGUGUUGUAAAAGAGGAGGAUCUGCCACUGUCUAGGGAGUCAACAGAAGCGUCAAGUAGCACGGAGACAAACGAUCCAGAAAAAACAACGACAGCCUCAAAAAUCGAAGAGACUCAGAAAACACAGCCUAGCACAUUAUCAAAUGAUCUGUCGUCUAUCACACGCAAAAAAGAGUCUGGCGAAUCAGACCACUCCCAAACUCCUUCAAUGUCCACAAACACACCUAAAAUGGGCAAAUCUUCGAAGCUGCAGUCACUUGCAAACUUCUUAGCCCUUGGACCAGGUGAUUGUAUAGCAGAAGGCGAUUCACGCAUUGUUCAUGAUUUCUUUCCAACCAACUUCCGCCAUCCCACCGAUCCUUCUGAACCGCUGAGAGAUUUGAUAUUCGCACAACUCUACAACGAAGUCCGAUGGCAGAAAAUGCUACAUCAGCAAGGCGAGGUACCUCGCCUCGUGUGCUGUCAAGGCGAAUUCAGCGAAGACGGAUCGAUGCCCGUUUAUCGACAUCCAUCAGACCAGUCACUCCCGCUCUUACACUUCUCGCCUAAAGUUCAGGUAAUUCGCAAACAAGCCGAGAAGCUUGUCGGGCACCCGCUGAACCACGUUCUUAUCCAGCUUUACCGUUCCGGGAAUGACUUCAUAUCCGAGCAUUCUGACAAAACACUCGACAUCGUCAAAGACUCUUCCAUCGUUAACGUAUCUUUCGGCGCACAACGAACAAUGCGUCUGCGCACCAAGAAGUCAGCAAACGAUACGGAAGAGCGCACCACACAACGCGUACACCUGCCCCACAACUCCCUCUUUGUCCUUGGCCUCGCUUCAAACGCAAAAUGGCUGCAUGGAAUCAUGGCUGAUAAGCGGCUCCCAGCCGAGCGCAGCAGUCCUGAGCUUGAUUACAACGGCAUGCGUAUCAGCUUGACAUUCAGACACAUCGGAACCUUUCUCGACGCAAAAGAAAGCAUCAUAUGGGGUCAAGGCGCUACAGCAAAGUCGCAGAGCGACGCAGCGGAUGUCAUAAACAGCGAUGAGAAAGAAGCCGAACGCAUGAUCCGAGCCUUUUCACACGAGAACCAUAGCAGUGACUUCAACUGGGAGGAGCAUUAUGGCGCAGGCUUCGACAUCCUGCAUCUGCACACACCACCUGCCGACCUUCCUAUUCUUUUCGCUUCGAAAACUGGGAUUGAAACCAAGCAGGUGCAGCUAGCCUUGUGGGAGUGCAAGAUUCCACACACUCUGAUGGAUGCACCGGUUCUCGACCACGCGUUCGAGCAUGCACAACCCCGCGAAAUCACGUUCAGAGACAAUGAUACACAUCACACUGAAGUUUCACUUGUACAGCCCGUGUUGCUGUAUCUCGAUCGCUAUCACCCGCUCGAUCGCUCCGACUCGCGUGCGUGCACCGCAGCUGCGCACCCGGUCAUCGCCCUUGCAUCCACGCUGCUGGAGAAGUAUCAGCGCUGGAUUGAAGGUGAAGCAGAAGGUUUCGUCAAUGCGCUCGCCGUGCUCGAGGAACGAGUGCAGAUGCACGGAGGACCGUUUAUCGCAGGCAAGAGGUUCAGCAUUGCGGAUUGCUUUGUCUGGCCGGUCGUUGAUGAGUUGGUGGGGUGGGCGGGCUGGAGUCGGGAAAGCUAUCCGGCGUUGAGCGAGUAUUAUGUGGGGACUUGGAGGAAGAAGGCGAGCGUGAAGAAAUUGCGGGAUGUGUUGGGGGAUAUCGUGGAGAAAACUGGGAGUGGGGAGGAGCGUGUGGAGGGAUGA
Messenger RNA from Dothidotthia symphoricarpi CBS 119687, 3015 nucleotides. RefSeq lists its product as uncharacterized. The transcript is spliced from 2 exons. Lineage: Eukaryota; Fungi; Ascomycota; Dothideomycetes; Pleosporales; Dothidotthiaceae. Gene Ontology annotation, biological process: DNA alkylation repair; DNA repair. The record is from RefSeq and is a predicted model, not a curated record. Gene Ontology annotation, cellular component: nucleus. Gene Ontology annotation, molecular function: dioxygenase activity. The coding region runs from base 1 to 3015 and encodes 1004 amino acids.